This is a messenger RNA of Acomys russatus (golden spiny mouse), 926 nucleotides long. It is a transcript of the gene Il5, whose product is annotated as interleukin 5. Gene Ontology annotation, molecular function: growth factor activity; interleukin-5 receptor binding. Gene Ontology annotation, biological process: immune response. The record is from RefSeq and is a predicted model, not a curated record. The coding region runs from base 390 to 788 and encodes 132 amino acids. The transcript is spliced from 4 exons. Gene Ontology annotation, cellular component: extracellular region. NCBI's taxonomy places the organism in Eukaryota, Metazoa, Chordata, Mammalia, Rodentia, Muridae.
AUCCCAGUGUGUGAGUGUGGGCCUCUCUAGAGACUCACCAUAUAUGCACAGCUUUUAAAGAGAAAUUCAAUAUUUUGAGUGGAGUAUAACCACGGAGCAAGGCUGUAGAAACAAAAUUUUUUUGUUGUUAUAGAAAAUGCUUUUUAAAACAGGAGUGGAGGUAGAGUUGUUUACUAUUAUGAAAAGAGCAAAAAACAAAAAAACUGUUUUUCUUUGAAGAGCAAAGGCAUUGGAAACAUUGAGUUUCAGUGCUUGCCUUUAUUAGGUGUCCUCUAUCUGAUUGUUAGAAAUUAUUCAUUUCCUCAAAGAGAGAGAAUAAAUUGCUUGGGGAUGCAGCCUUGCUCUGCACUCUUCUUUUGCUAAAGGCGAGCGGUGAAGACCUCAGCAUCAUGAGGGUGCUCCUGCACUUGAGCUUUCUAACUCUCCCCUGUGUCUGGGCCAUUGCUAUGGAGAUUCCCAUGAGUGCCGUGGUGAAAGAGACCUUGAUACAGCUGUCCGCUCACCGAGCUCUACUGACAAGCAAUGAGACAGUGAGGCUUCCUGUUCCUACUCAUAAAAACCACCAGCUGUGCAUCGCAGAGAUCUUUCAGGGUCUAGACAUAUUGAAGAAUCAAACUGCCCGUGGGGGUACCGUGGAAACGCUAUUCCAAAACUUGUCACUAAUAAAGAAAUACAUUGACCGCCAAAAAGAGAAGUGUGGUGAGGAGAGACGGAGAACGCGCCAGUUUCUGGAUUACCUGCAGGAAUUCCUUGGCGUCAUGAGUACAGAAUGGACAAUGGACGGCUGAGGUUGAGGUGGCUCAGUGGAGACAGGACUUCAGGCUUUAAGUUAAAUUUUAAACAGAUGCAUAAAACACACAAUUGUACAAAUGAAGGGGUUACCAUAUGCUGUUUCCGUUCACAUUCACAUCAUGUAGUCAAGCUAA